Molecule: messenger RNA, 2343 nt
Organism: Xiphias gladius (swordfish)
Lineage: Eukaryota; Metazoa; Chordata; Actinopteri; Istiophoriformes; Xiphiidae
Gene: stard14
Product: START domain containing 14
Exons: 7
Coding region: 206-1006 (266 amino acids)
Molecular function (GO): lipid binding
Source: RefSeq, a predicted model, not a curated record
CACACCUGCACCCCGGAAGUGCAGUGACGGCGGCAGGAGCGGCGUUCGAAGGCAUGGCUCAGGAAUUCGGCACAAAAAAAUCCUGCUCGACCUGACCGGUGACCAGCUCGCAUAUAUUCGCGUCGCCAGAGGCGCAGAAGCGCAGAAGCCUCAAAAUCUCGCCAGUCGACUGGACAGAGAAACAAACAUAAAACUAAACCCAAACAUGUCUCUUUCGAGUAUUGUCCCCGACGAGGCGGUCUUUGCAGACUUCAGAAAGCAGUGUUUAUCAACGGACAACUGGUUGAACAAGUAUGACAAAAAUGAAAUGCAAGUGUGGGUCGAACAUCCUCCCGCGAAUAAAGGAAAUCACGUCCCUAAAAUCCAUAAGAUCAAGUGUAAAAUGACAAUCAAAGAUGUAUCAGCUGCGACCAUGUACGACGUCCUUCACGAUGGCCAGUACCGGAAGAAGUGGGACCCCACCAUGUUGGAGAGUUUUGACAUUGCCCGGCUCUCCGCCCAUGCCGAUGUGGGCUACUACUCAUGGCUUUGUCCAAAACCAAUAAAGAACAGAGAUGUGGUGACACUGCGUUCGUGGCAGGUGAUGGAUGACGAGUACAUUAUCGUUAAUUUCUCAGUCAAACACCCGAAACACCCUCCUCGCAGCGACCUUGUGAGGGCCAUUUCCAUCCUCACUGGCUAUUUUAUCAAGCCCACGGGACCAAAUAGCUGUACUUUCAUAUACCUUUCGCAAGCUGACCCCAAAGGUUCUCUUCCAAAGUGGGUGGUAAACAAAGCCUCUCAAGUUCUCGCUCCCCGGGUGAUGAAGUGUGUGCACAAGGCGGGACAGAACUACCCAGAGUGGAAACAGCAGAACUCUCCCGACCAGAAGCCCUGGUUGUACCCAGAGCAGAGCACCCUGCCCACGAUGGACCCCGCUGAGCUGUCGAUACAGAGAGCAGACUCGCUGGAAAAUGUGGAUGAGAGUUUCAAGGUAGAUGCUCAAGACAGCGAGGACAGUAAUUAGAUCACAUCAAAGUGAUGGGGGGGUGGCCAAGAGAGGGACAUUGGGGGGGGGGGGUGGACUGUAUAUACUCACAAAUAGAAUAAGACUUGAGACCUCCAACUCUGUGAUUUCGCCCUCACCCUCCAAUUUUCCAAAUCAGUGUGCCUUUUGGGAUGAGCAAGAGUAUGAAGUGUUUACAGCUGUCGUACCAGAUGGACGCAAGCACAGAUCAAGUUGCCAUUCACCUCAGUCUACGUUGAACUAAGCUAAAUAUCUCUCCAGUGUUCGCCACGGUGUAAUUUCUUUACAAUGUACAGGGUUAAAGGGGUUGGGGUUUGAAUGUGGCAUAGUUACAGCACUACAUUUACAAAGGCUCCUCCGUCAGGCCCUGUUUAGUUGCAGCUACGUAAAAAUACACAUGAACAAAUUCUUAAAUGAGAGGAAAUUAAGCGUCAUUGUCCACUAGUGGCUCUUUGUAAAGGACCGAAUGGAAAUAAGAUCAGUUAGUGUAAGUGGUGAAAGUAGAGUGGUGUGAAAUUUCUGACGCCACAGUUGCUCGUUAAAAACCUUUAUAGAAACAAUUUUAGCUAAAUUUUUUUUUUUUUUUUGGUUGAAUGUCAGAUCAAAAUGAUUGGAUCCUGACCUGAACAAACUUCAAACUCACUCACUCACUCACUCACUUUUAUUUUGUUAAGUCAUGUAAAUAUGGUUAGUAACACUGUUUAAAAUGGGUUUAAUGUUGGAGGGAUAACAUACUCCUUGUAUUACUGCAAAAGUUUGAGUUUGUGCAGCAGCUCUGUGUAUCAACAUUUUUAAUCCAAGAUAAAAAAACAAAAAAAAAAACACUUCUCUGUCACAUUUGCUACCCAUUUUGUUUUUAAAUGUGAAUUUUAUUGGUAAACAUUAGUUCAUUUUAUUUGGUCAUAAUUGGUAACAACUAUGCUGUAUUUCUGUCUUCUAUAUGUAAUACAGUUAGACUGUUUGAAGGUUUGUUGUAUUUAAUCAGAUGUUGUGCAAUCAGAGUGUAUACAUUGUAAUUCUUACAUGUUAUACAGACCAUAGACUUGCAUUGGCACUCAGGGAGAGGACCAGCUUUUGUUCUGAGGAUGAAAAUCUAGUUAGAUUGUAUUGGCCUGUAAAAUGUACAUAGAAAGUUUGCAUUUUUUCAGUUGAAUAUCGCUUUACCUGAAGGAUUGGAAUGACCAUAAAGGAUACUUUUUAUUUUAUUUAUUUAUUUGAAGUUACUGUAACCUCAGUUGAAGUCAUGAUGGAGAAAACGACACUGGAAUGAAGCCCUACAGGCUGAUCUUGUUUGGUUUUUCUGCUAAAGAUGUUUGAUAUGAACAAUGUUACACGGU